Messenger RNA from Hypanus sabinus (Atlantic stingray), 1382 nucleotides. Its product is annotated as fibroblast growth factor-binding protein 1-like. The transcript has 2 exons. Gene Ontology annotation, biological process: cell-cell signaling. Lineage: Eukaryota; Metazoa; Chordata; Chondrichthyes; Myliobatiformes; Dasyatidae. The record is from RefSeq and is a predicted model, not a curated record. Bases 182 to 844 code for a protein of 220 amino acids. Gene Ontology annotation, molecular function: growth factor binding.
UGCAAGGUGUGAACUCGAACCUGAGUGAAGGAUUACCCAUCGGAGACGCCCCACCCAUGGUAGGGUUGCCCAAACCUAUAAAUGGGGAGUGUCAGAGUCCGUCGCCACUCACGGCGGAAUCUGCCUUGCAGUUGUGUCGUGAAGUCGAGCUUGGAAGUGGUCACUCCUGGGAGCCCUCAGAAUGAAGUUGCCGAGAGUUGGAUUGUUCCUACUUCUUCUGUUCGUCACUCAUUGUCUCCUGGCCGAUGCCCGCGACGAACAGAGGGGCAAGAGUGGGAGAAGUAAAGGGCGCAGCCAAAGCAAAUCGCGAGGCAGGGAGACACACGAGAAGGCAGGACCAGCUCAAGCAAAAGUGCAAAAGCAGUCGAGGGGAAAGGGAUUCGGCCCCAAAGAAGGUAAAGUGGUCGGUAAGAACAAGGAGGAAUGCAGGUGGACAUUGAGGGGAGAUGAGGGCGGCGACAGGAACCUGCGCUUGGCAUGCAAAGCUGGGCAUGACGUCUACUGGUGUGAGUUCACUGGGAACCCAGUGGCCUGCCAAAAGUACGCAAGCAAUGAGAAAACCUACUGGAAACAAGUAAUCAGAGCACUGAAGAAGGUGGACUGCAGCGACCCGUCGUCGGUGCUGAAAGCAAGUUUGUGCAAGAAAACGAAGUCAGCUCAUAUGAAAAUGACCCGCUCCAGCUUGCUGCCGGCUGCCGCUGGGGAGGAGAAGGACUCGAAAGAAUCGGUCCCGUUCGCCACCGAUAGCUCCGAGGGCCCCGACAUUAACAAAAUAGCCGCUGAGCAUUGUAGCGAAACUUGGGGAUCCCUCUGUAAGUUCAUGCUGUCCGCUUUCCAAGGAUGAGGCAAAAGGGACUGUAAUGAUUUGUUUCCGCGCUGCUGUGUAUUUUCACCUACUUUGGGACUACUAUUUGUAUAGUUGAGAAAUUGUAUCAAAGUUCCACAAUUUAUAAAUAAGCCACUAAGACACGAAAGUGUUUCUAAUUUAUUAACAUGUCUUCGAAGCACAUUAUCUAGCGUUAAGCUCUUGUGUACCUGUCGCAGUCCAUGCCCCGGUCCCAGGUAAAACGCGGUGUCGCGGGACUGCCUGGCCAUUCAAAUCACAAACUUUCUUGCUUUCCGCUUUCAAACCAAUACAUAACAUAUUAAGGUCUGAAAUGCUUUUCCAGAGAACACGGUCAAUUUCAACCGUCUUUUUUUUAAUUUCACCCUUGCUUUGCUUAAUGCCAGUAAAGGAAUGUGGUAUUCCAACUAACACCACAGCAUCUAGUUCGCCACCCACUUGGAACGAUCUGGCCACUAUCACGUAGAUAACGAGCGCGCCUUGUGAAUAAAACUGUUUAUAUAUAUACUAAAACUGUUAAUAAACAAUUGAAACACUA